Molecule: messenger RNA, 2034 nt
Organism: Chara braunii
Lineage: Eukaryota; Viridiplantae; Streptophyta; Charophyceae; Charales; Characeae
Source: the annotation of a GenBank genome assembly
GGAGACAAGCAAGAGUCAGUAAUAGAAGGUUUGAAGAAAGAGUUUGAGGAAGGAGGUCUAGUACUAGGGGUACCAGAUCAUGCGGCGGUGAUGACCAGACCUUUCAUUGUCGAAACGGACACAGGGCCAACUGCUUUAGGAGGUGUGUUGAUCCAGCGAGACCUUAAUGGGGAAGAACGACCACUAAGGUUUGAGAGUCGAACGCUCAAUACAGCUGAGAGGAACUACUCACAGUUUAAGCGCGAAACCUUGGCAGUUCUUCACUGCUUAAGGAUUUUCAAAAACUACCUCUUUGGCAGUAGGUUUGUAUUGAGGGUGGACCCAACUGCUCUAAGCUGGUUCUCUCAAGAAUUCGCUCCUUCAAAUCCAACUAUCGCCAGGUGGUUGACAUUCAUCUGGAUGUUUGACUUCGAGUUCGAGCGAAUCCCGGAAAAUAAGAACAGAGCAGACGGACUGAGUCGGGUCGACUGGGAUAAGAGUAACCAAGGGGUGAUCGAGGAUACUCCUCCAGUUGACGGGUUCCUGGACAGUGAGGAGGAUGUGAGACUUCACAUCAACUCCUGGUCAUUGGUCGUGGGUAACUAUGUUACUCCUGGGCGACCUGUGUGGCUUGCGCCUCCAGGGCAGGUACGACGACCAGACCUAGUCCUUAAGCCCUAUGUUGAAGAAGACUCUUGGGGAAUGCCAGGUGUGGAUUGGAUGAUGGAUCUGGCCUUAGCAGGCAAGUACCAAUUACAUGAGGACUUGCUUACAAUUGAGGAUGGGGCGUUACAGGUGGAAAAGCACGAGAAAGCAAUAGGUGGAGUAUACAUGUUGACUAAUGCGCUGCUUCAGGAGGAGGUGGCCAGGAAUACGGUACAAAGCCAGGAAGAGGAUGAUAAUGUAAUCCAUGAACGGGAAGAUGAUGAUUUUGAAGAAGGAGAGACUAAGGAAGCAUUUCGGGUAGAGGAAUAUGAGGGAUUGUACCUUGAACUCGGAAUGCUUCUCUCGUGUGAAAUGAGGGAAAGGGACGCUUGUGCGAGGGUUUUAAAAAUGAGGCCGAACUUUCUAGUAAGGGAUGGCCAUCUGUUCAUGCGAAGCAAAGGGAAGGCUCCCAGACGAGUAGUCUGUGGCGUCACUCGCCAGAUUGACAUUAUGGCAGCGUUACACGAUGGUACGGUAGGUGGCCACAGGAGUACAAACACGACGUAUCUCAAAAUACACGAACUAUACUAUUGGGAUGGCAUGGGACAGAUGAUUGAUGAUUAUUGUAAAUCCUGUGUACCAUGCCAGGAGCGAUCCUCUCUUAGACCUAGAGAGCCGCUUCACCCAAGAUUUGUGAUGGAUAGAGGAUCCGAGUUCACCUGUGCAGAAGUAAAAGCGCUUUUGAAGAGGUAUGGGGUUAUCGCCGAGUACACUACUGUGGCGCACCCCCAAGCUAAUGCACCGAUGGAAAGAGGACAUAGCACCAUCACGAAUCUUCUCGCCAAAUGGACUGAUGGCAGACCCAAUCAAUGGCCGAACUUUCUAAGGGUCGCUUUCUUCGUGGAUAAUAUCACCGUCAAAAAAAGCACCGGCUACGCACUGACUACGUUAAGGUAUGGCAGGCAUGCGACGUUCCCUAUCGAAAGCUUCCUAAAGACUUGGAGACGGCAAGACCUCGAGACCAAUCUGACAUUUGAGGAGUUGCUGGACUCCAGGGCACGUCAGAUUGGCGCUAUAGAGGACAAAAUUGAGGAAGCGGCGAGUAGGACGGCUGACAGUCGUACCAAGGACAAGUUCAUGUGGGAUAAGAUGGCGAGAGCAAGGAAAGAACCCCUCAAGGUGGGAGACAUUGUGGUGCUAUACGACUCAUCCCUAGAGAAGCAGUGGGCACGAAAGUUGGACAAGAGAUGGCUGGGACCAUACAGGGUCACCAGGAGUGGUCAACAUGGAGCAUACCAGAUUGAGGAGUUGAAUGGGACGGCGUGAAAAGACUGGGUGUCGGGCUCGAGGCUAAAGAAGUUUGUUGCUCGAGACGAGGCUUGACACCGCUUGGGGCAGCCAUGCCAAGAG